This is a messenger RNA of Gaeumannomyces tritici R3-111a-1, 1077 nucleotides long. RefSeq lists its product as hypothetical. The coding region runs from base 1 to 1077 and encodes 358 amino acids. The record is from RefSeq and is a predicted model, not a curated record. The transcript is spliced from 11 exons. Lineage: Eukaryota; Fungi; Ascomycota; Sordariomycetes; Magnaporthales; Magnaporthaceae.
AUGGCUUUAAUUUUUUUCUUUGGAAUUGUUGGUAUGCAAACCAACGAUACGUUAAAUUUAAAUAGCAAAGUUUUUAUGGAAAAAAAAGAAAUUGCUUUUUUGGAAGCAAAUUUUAAAGCCAAAUUACGGUUUAUUUUAAGCUCGGGAAAUAAAGGCCAUUUUAACGGUUGCAAAAUAACGAUUGGCAAAACAAUUAUUUACAUGCAGCAAAAAAAACGAGCAAAUUGGUUCGAGCUUCAAAUUAACAAUGCGGAUAAAAGCUUAAACUACGUGCAAAUGGAUUUAACACAAGCCAAGCUGGUAAUACGCAAUAUUUUUGCAAGCGAAAUUUACGGCAUGGUUAGCAAAUUUAAUGCUGGUUACGUUUUAAAAAUUACGCUUUCCGCAAUUCGCGAAAGGCUAAAAUUGCCCUUUUACAAACUGCUCCAACAUUACAACGGUAAAACAAAACGCAUAAUUAUAAAGGGAUUAAAAAAAAUUUUUAAAUUAAGCUUUGGUUUGCUUUUAAUAAUCGAUGGAAAUUGUUUUUAUUGUAUUAACAAAAAGAACGGGCUAAACGUUAGCUUAUUUGUAUUGCUUGGUAAAAGCCGUAUUAAUUACAUUAAUAAAAAGCACAAGCUAAGCGUUGGUUUGCUCGUGCUAUUCGGUGGAAACCGUAUUAAUUAUAUCGAUAAAAAGCACAAGCUAAGCGCUAGCUUGCUCGUACUAUUCGGUAAAUGCCGUUUUUAUUGCAUUAUUAAAAAAAACAAGCUAAAAUUUGGCUUAUUUGCGUUAUUCGGUAAAAGCACGUUCCGUAAAUUUAGCGCAACGGUAUUGCGCAAAAGCCAAAUAACGUUUAAAACGUGCAUUAUGCGCGCUUUUCGCUUUUUCGAAAGUUUUGCAAGCGCAUUCGUCGUAUUAAUUAGCGUAAAAAAGUUAAUACGCGCAAUUCCGGAAUUAACCUUCAAGCAAAACAAUAACCAAACCUUUAAACGAAUCCUAAGCAAGCGUAAUUUUUUUUUUAAAAUAAUUAGCGAAAUCGUUAAUUUGCUAACAAAAUGCUUAUUAAUAUUGUUUUUUAUUAAAGCAAUUUAUUAA